UCUGUAUGGCCUUAAUGCCUGUCUUUACUGUCAUUUAGUUCGUCGAUCACUCUCUAUUAAAAAAAAUAGGCGGCCACUUAUAAUGAUUAGUAUCUUCUUAUCAAAGUAAUGCAUGUGUACUUGUAAAAAAAUGAGCUGACAAGCUGACCCAGCAAUACCACAGUUACAGUCGUGAGCUCUGGCAGUGAUAAACAUACGUCAUCCAGUAGCUUCAGUCGCAUGGUCGAGUUCGGUGCCAUCGAACGUGAACCACCGAUGACAAGCUCGAGGAGCUCGCGGUUACUCAGAAUUCAAGACAAAAACCUGGUAUUACCGCCGAUUUAAAAUAAAAAAUUCCAACAAUCUGAGCGAUGUGUCUUGAAAUUUAAAUUAUUGUUUAACAGUGACGAUAAAUACAUACGCUACACAUUCUCCACAAUAUUGCUGAUUUUACAGUCUCGAUACACGGAAAAAUGGCACGCGAAAAAGAGCAAACAUCUGGAAAAAUCGAGCUCAAAAGAGAGCUAGGCCUUUUCAGCGCGGUCAACAUUAUCCUGGCAGUGAUGAUCGGUUCCGGCAUUUUUGUAUCGCCCACCAGCGCACUUGAGCGGUCAGGAUCUGUGGGAUUUUGUCUAAUCGUUUGGAUCAGUUGUGGCGUGUUAUCUUUGCUGGGAGCGUUGGCCUUUGCUGAACUAAGCACUGUGGUACCACGUUCCGGUGCCGAAUAUGCAUACUUCAUUGAGGCUUUUGGACCAUUACAUCCUUACGCCGGUCAAAUACCGGCAUUUACUUGUUCCUGGAUUUAUGUUAUGCUACUGCGACCGGCGGAAGUAGCGGUGAUCAUGUUGACGUUCGCGGAAUACAGCAUACAACCGUUUUCUGGAUAUUUUGACAAUCUAUGCGGCGACUCUAUGGCAACUUUGAAGAAACUCCUGGCAAUCAUGGGACUUGCUGUAAUAACAUAUAUCAAUCUCAUCAGCGUGAAACUUUAUGUAAAAGUACAAAAUGUGUUCACCAUGUGUAAGAUACUUGCCUGUAUCGUGGUAAUCAGUGGUGGAAUAUGGUGGCUUGGUACAGGUCACGUGGAACUUCUCAAAGAUCCCUUUCAUGGUACAACCACAUCAGCCGGGAACAUUGCUCUGGCUUUCUACAGCGGGCUAUGGGCGUACGACGGUUGGACCUCGGCCGCGAUUGUCACCGAGGAAGUUCAGAAACCCGAGAUCAAUAUUCUUAGGAGUACCCUCAUCGCAGUACCUGUUAUCACCGUUCUAUAUGUAUCUAUGAACUUGAUGUACAUGGCAGCGUUGACAUCAUCAGAGAUGGUGAGCGCGCCAGCGGUAGCGGUUCUUUGGGCAGAACGAGUUUUACCGUCUUGGAUGGGUUUCGUGAUACCGCUCGGCGUAGUGUUGUCGACCUUUGGAUGCGCCCUUAGCAUCCAAUUUAGCGUAUCCAGAUUAUGCUUCGUUGCAGGCAGAGAAGGCCACAUACCACGCGUCUUCAGUUAUGUGCAUAUUGAGAAAAUGACACCAGCUCCCGCAGUGAUCUUCCAAGGCAUGCUCUCAUUACUGUGUCUGCUACUGGGUGACAUAAUCGCCUUAAUCGAAUUCGCCAGUUUCCUCAUGUGGGUGUUUUACGGAUUCGCGAUGACAUCGCUUAUAAUUAUGAGACGGACAAAACCAAACGCUUCUAGACCAUACGCUGUGCCUAUCGUGAUACCUUGGCUUGUGUUAGGUAUCUCUAUCUUCCUUGCAGUACUACCAAUAAUUUAUGAACCAUCGACGAAAUAUCUUUUCGCGCUCGCGUUUGUUCUAUGCGGCAUUGUUUUGUAUCAUAUCUAUGUAUACAAGAAGACAAGAAGUAUUUUAUUAGCUAAACUGACAUACUUCAUUCAAUCGCUGUGCCUAGUUGUUGCACCAGAUGAACGGGAAGACUGAUUAAAUCUUAAAUUCAUCAUUGAUGUAUAUAAGUAUAUGAAAUAUUUGCUCACAUGUGCAUUUCGUGAUUUUCAGAAAAAAUAUGCAAUAAGCAUAAAUAAAAUCAAUGUGCCUUACAUUGCAAUACAAUUGCCAUGCAAUUAAAAAAUUUUUAGAUUUUUCUU
Camponotus floridanus (Florida carpenter ant) is the source of this 2077-nucleotide messenger RNA. Its product is annotated as b(0,+)-type amino acid transporter 1. The coding region runs from base 453 to 1913 and encodes 486 amino acids. Gene Ontology annotation, biological process: amino acid transmembrane transport. The record is from RefSeq and is a predicted model, not a curated record. Gene Ontology annotation, cellular component: membrane. Gene Ontology annotation, molecular function: L-amino acid transmembrane transporter activity. The transcript has 3 exons. NCBI's taxonomy places the organism in Eukaryota, Metazoa, Arthropoda, Insecta, Hymenoptera, Formicidae.